AAUCUCCUCCAUCGGAUCAAUCAAGUGCUUCACAUUAAGCCACGCACUCAUCCCGUUAUUAUGAAAAAUAGCUUAAUGCAAAAUCAGUACCAGAAACUACAACCGCACUUGUCGUCGACCUAUCUUCCUCCGCGCCGCCGUUGGUCCGUGCCGUCGUCUACCAGCAACCUUUUCAAUUCUAAUUCAAUUCCUGCUCUAUUUCAUUCUACUUCCCAACCAAACUCAAACAACCUCUGAAUCAAUUGCGAGGCACAUUCUCCUCAUGGCGAGUACGAACACCGGCGACGCAGUACGGCGGCAGUAAAUUUACGCCGGCAGAGAGAAAGGAUUUCAUUACAUCAAAUUUCUGAUUUAGGUUUAUUUUGUUUAUUUUUUCUUUUUUAAAUAAAUGGUUGGAUACGUGGCCUAAUUUGAUGCAUUUGAUUGAUCCGAUGAAUGAAGUUAACUGAAAGACAGUUUUCUUUCCCGCGUCAAAGCCACUCAAUUCUGCUACCUUCACUUUAUCUUCUUCUGUUGCUUUCAAUAAUGCUUUCAAUGACACUCUCUUUAGGAUACAGAACCAAAACCUCAAUCUCCAAGGUUCCAUUAACAACGUUGUUGUUUUUGCUAGAUUCAACACUGUCACAUGGCUCCAACAGUGUCUUCACCACCACCAUCAUUCGCUCUUUCCAUCAGGGAAGAUCAAAUGGAUACCAAAGAAGAAGAAGAAGAGAGCAAAUGUGCUUACCUUGUGGUAGCUCUAUGCCCUUGUCUCGUUUGUUUCAUUCUUCUCUUAAUUGUUCUUUCAAUCAUUCUUGUUAUCAAAUUCCAUUUUUUUUGUCACACCCCUCUUCAUUCCCUUUUCUACAAAAAAAACUGUUGAUUUCCCAUUUGGGUUGUUUUUCUAGAUUACCCUUUUCUAGUUUUCAAGGAAAGUUUAUGUUUUUGGAUAAUUGUAGAUUGUUUGGUAGUGUUAGUGGUGUUGAAUCUGAUUCUGAGGGUAGUGGUGGUGGUGGUGGUGUUAGUAGUGAGUCAUGUGCAGAUCCAGAUGAGGUUGAUAGGGUAUGUAAGGUGAUUGAUGAAUUGUUUGCUUUAGAUAGGAACAUGGAAGCAGUUCUUGAUGAAUGUGGUGUUAUGUUAUCCCAUGAUUUGGUUGUGGAUGUGUUGCAUAGGUUUAAGCAUGCUAGGAAGCCAGCAUUUAGGUUCUUUUGUUGGGCAGGGAAAAGGUGUGAUUUUGAACAUGAUUCAAGGACUUAUAACUCUAUGAUGACUAUUCUAGGGAAGACUAGACAAUUUGAGACCAUGGUAGCAUUGCUUGAGGAAAUGGGUGAGAAGGGUCUUUUGACAAUGGAGACUUUCUCAAUCGCUAUUAAGGAAUUUGCUUCUGCGAAGGAAAGGAAAAAAGCUGUCGGGGUCUUUGAUUUGAUGAAGAAGUAUAGGUUUAAAGUUGGUGUUGAUGCUGUUAAUUUCUUGCUUGAUAGUCUUGGCGCGGCGAAGCUUGUUAAAGAAGCACAAGUUGUUUUUGAAAAACUUAGAGAUAGAUUUGUCCCUAAUUUGCAAACUUACUCUAUACUUCUUAAUGGUUGGUGCAAGGUUAGAAACUUGUUGGAGGCAGGGAGGGUGUGGAAUGAGAUGAUUGAUAAGGGAUUCGUUCCGGAUAUUGUUGCCCAUAAUAUUAUGCUUGAAGGGUUGUUAAGGUGUCAGAAGAAAUCUGAUGGGAUUAAGCUAUUUGAAGUCAUGAAAGCCAAAGGUCCGUUUCCCAAUGUUCGCAGUUAUACAAUUUUGAUACAGGACUUGUGCAAACAAAAAAUGAUGCGAGAAGCUGUAGAUUAUUUUAACGAAAUGGUGGAUCGUGGGUGUCAACCUGAUGCUGCACUUUACACUUGUUUGAUCACUGGGUUCGGGAGGCAGAAGAAAAUGGAUGCAGUAUAUGAUCUGCUGAAGGAAAUGCGCCAAAGGGGUUGUCCACCUGAUGGAAGGACAUACAAUGCUUUGAUAAAACUGAUGGUAAGCCAACAUAUGCCGGAUGAUGCAGUGAGAGUAUACAAGAAAAUGAUUCAAAGUGGCAUCGAACCAACGAUUCAUGCGUACAACAUGAUUAUGAAAUCCUAUUUUGCGACGAAAAAUUAUGAAAUGGGCCGAGCAGUUUGGGAUGAGAUGCGUCACAAGGGGUGUUGUCCUGAUGAUAACUCGUACACUGUAUUCAUCAGUGGGCUUAUAAGACAAGGCAGGCCGGAUGAGGCAUGCAAAUAUAUAGAGGAAAUGAUGCAGAAAGGGAUGAAAGCUCCUCAGCUUGAUUAUAACAAGUUUGGUGCUGAUUUUUCUAAGUAUGGGAAUCCUGUCAUACUUGAGGAGUUAGCUAGAAAGAUGAAUUUUGCUGGUUGGCAAAAAACCCUUUGGUCCAAGGAGGUUAAACAAUUCCUCUGUACUACCAGUCAUCUUCUUUGGAUUCUAACUUUUGUGUAAAUUUGUUUUAUGUAUUGCCCCACUCCCCCCAGCCGUGAAUUUUUUUUUUUAUUGUGUACAUAGCUAAUGGUUGAAAUGUUUAAACCAGUGUUGUACUGUAGUAUGAUGGCUUGUACCAGUUUGAAUGAAGAACUUGGCUGAUUUGAAGUCAAAUAUAAUAUAAGAUCUGUUGUUGCUUUCCUUA
This is a messenger RNA of Trifolium pratense (red clover), 2629 nucleotides long. Its product is annotated as pentatricopeptide repeat-containing protein At3g62470, mitochondrial-like. The coding region runs from base 436 to 2445 and encodes 669 amino acids. NCBI's taxonomy places the organism in Eukaryota, Viridiplantae, Streptophyta, Magnoliopsida, Fabales, Fabaceae. The transcript has 2 exons. The record is from RefSeq and is a predicted model, not a curated record. Gene Ontology annotation, molecular function: protein binding.